This is a messenger RNA of Pararge aegeria (speckled wood butterfly), 7407 nucleotides long. Its product is annotated as obg-like ATPase 1. Gene Ontology annotation, cellular component: cytoplasm. Gene Ontology annotation, molecular function: GTP binding; ATP binding; ATP hydrolysis activity. The transcript has 12 exons. NCBI's taxonomy places the organism in Eukaryota, Metazoa, Arthropoda, Insecta, Lepidoptera, Nymphalidae. The coding region runs from base 193 to 6771 and encodes 2192 amino acids. The record is from RefSeq and is a predicted model, not a curated record.
GCGCUGUCAUCAUAUUCUUGAUAUUCUUAUCCGCUGUGGAAGACCGCAUCGUGUAAUGUUUAUUCGUGUUUUUAAACUUAAUUACUCAUUUGGGGUUACUUAUAUUUAUUUAAAUACCUGUUAAACUAAAUAAAAAACUUUUUAUCGUAAUUACGGAGCAGUGCCUUCGAUCUACUACUUUCAAGAGUCAGAAUGCCUCCUAAAAAAGUAGAGGAACCAGAGAAGAAACCACUCAUUGGUAGAGUUGGUACAAAUUUAAAAGUGGGUAUUGUUGGGGUACCCAAUGUUGGAAAGUCAACAUUCUUUAAUGUACUCACUAAAAGUCAAGCCUCCGCUGAAAAUUUCCCAUUUUGCACCAUAGACCCUAAUGAAAAUAAGUAUUCUUUUUAUUUUUAUUGUAUACACCUAUUUAUCCAUAAAAAAAUUACAUGUAUGAAAGCAAAUGCAAUCAAAUGCCAACCUUUGGCAGCAGCAGUUCUUGGUGUGCAUAAUACUGAUAUCCCGCUUCCGAAUGAUGUAGAUUUCCAUAAUUGCUGGACUGAUAUGGAUGCCCAAGAAGCAUACUUAAAACUAAAACCUAAAACCUUUUUAAUUCUUGGAAAACAAGGGACUGGAAGUUACAGUUUAGGAGAAUCUUUAUCUAAAAAAAAUAAUUGUAUUCAUCUUUGCCCAAAAAACGUUUUAAUGGAUGAAAUUGAUCAAAAAAGUACAACUGGAAAAUGUUUAGACUUCAAUAUGAGACACAAUAAGGUUUGCCAAUUUAAUACAGUACUAAAAAUUAUGAAAAGAAAAUUGAAAUCACCUGCAGUACAACAUAGGGGUUUUAUUAUAUCAGGAUUGCCAUUAGUUACUUCAAGCAGAGAUAUAAAAUACUUGAUAAAUACUUUGAAUGGAGAAGAAUCACUUAUGAUUGUUGAAGAUAUAUUAUUUGAUAUGACAUGCAAUCUAAAUCUAAAAAAAUCAAAAAAGAAGAAAAUCUCACCUCAUUCUUCUGUGAGUUCUGGCAGUUCUGGGAUAUUUGAUGAAGGUAGGGUAGAAGAAGAAGAACCAGAACCAGAUUUAGAAGAAGAAAAUGAAGAGCAAUUAGUUCAACUUCCUAAAUUUUUGUUAGAAACGUGCAGUGACAUUAUAGUUCCUAAAAAAGUAUAUUACAGCACAAAAAAAUCGGUGUUGUUGCAACAACUUUGCGCAUUAUUUGAAUUAAACCCUGACAUUUUAGUUUACAUCACUUGCCCAAAUGCAGAUGUGGUAACAAAAAGAAACCGCAAAUUUUUAAACUAUUUAAAUGACUCAAAAACAUUUAAUCCAUUUAGUAUUACCAAAGAAAAUGAAAUAAGAUGGCCUACAUCUUAUACUGUGCUAGAAUACAAAAAACCGUUUGAUAGCCAUGUUUUUAAUCCAAAAUACAAUUGCGCUCAGCCAAUGCAUUUUAAGAAAAAUUCUACUGAUCAAAUCUGCAAUUUUAAAUUUACCGUUACUCCAUAUAUUGAUAAAAAACUAAAAGAACUUGACCCACAUUUCGUUGUAAAGUUAGAUGGUCGAACUUCUAUUCAUCAAAUGAUAAAAAACUUAAUUGAAUUUUUGCAACUUAUGCCUAUUAAACCAGUACUUAUUCCAAAACCCCUUUAUCUUGCCGAACCUUUGGAAGGCAUGGAAGAAUUUUGGACAAAAGUUGGUGAAUUAAGUGUUAUCCAAUGUGGGACUCUGAAUUUUAACAAAUACCCCUCACCGUGGUAUAAUAGAUGUCCAGUACAACUCAAAAAAAGACAAUCUGUACAAGGAAACCCUAAAUUUGCUGUAACUUUCUUUAAGCAUAUUUAUUUAUUAUCAUCAUUUGAUGAUAUGGUGUCAUUCUGUAGAAAUCCUCGCCCUUAUCUAAAGCUAGAAUAUUUGGAACCAUCUUGUCGUAUUGUAAUAUUAGGUACAAAAUCUUCUGGGAAGACCAUGGUUACUAAAUGCUUAUCCUGGUUAUUUAAUGCUCCUAUUAUUUGUUACGAAACAUUAUUGAAAAAUGAAAAAAAUAAGAAGUAUGACAACUAUGCUAAAAGUAUACUUUCAGAAAUAAUAGCAAGAAUUGAAGAUGCUCGGUUUGCUCAAUGGCAAAGUCUGGAAUGUGAAAGAAUAUCUACUUUAGAUACAUGGUUCAAUACAGUUACUAGAACAUUGUCCAGUUAUGUUACUUUACUUGACAAAAAACUAGACACUGAAUUUACAGAGGAUAUAAUAUUUUUUAACGAAUUAAUUUUUCUUAAGAACCAGCUUUCUUUUUUACCAGUAGACGACAUAAAAGAAUGCAAAGAGGCAUUGAUAGGUAAAAAUGUAUUAAAAUACGCCCCUACUUCUUUGACAAUCGAAGCAAGCAAACCUAAUACACCAGUUCUUGGUGAUGAAGAUGUCACCGAAGCCAUUUCUGCUUAUAUAUUAGGCAAUGAAUUACAAAAAGAAAUAGAACCAACAGCUGGCGAAAUAAUGUAUGCAAUAACAACCCUGAUUCAGGCGGAUUCUAAGACUGAUGAAACUCUUAGAGAACAAGUAUACGGCAAAUUUAUAAUUGAUGGUUUUCCAUCAGAUCCAGAAUAUUGGGGUUAUUUAAUGGAAUCUAAACUAUUACCAGAUUACACCAUAGCUUUGAUUGAAAAUAGAGAAAUUGACGCUGAUUUAAUUCAACGUUAUGUUGAUAUAGAAAGAUGCGUAAAAAAAUAUCAUGAGAGAUACUUCUCAGCAAAUGAUGUUUUAGUAAAAACAAAAUUACUUGAAGAAAACCCUCCAGACACUAAAUUUCUUGACAUGCAAAUUAUAAUUGAUGAGAUAAUAAUACGUGCACUCGACUCAAUAUUUGUUUAUGAGAAAACAAGCAACACUGACUUUGAUUUAUCUACCUUUACUGAAACUAUUGAAAGAUUUCGUGAACAUUGGGAUAUUCUAAAACUAAAGUUGGAAGAAAAUUCUAAAUGUUAUGUAGAAGUAGAACUUGAAAACAAAACUGAUAUUGAAAUACUGGAUGAAGUUUUGCUAAAAAUACGCAAAGGCUAUUGCAAGCCUUGCUUAAGUACUGAGGAAGAACCUGAAAGUCGUGAAAAUGAAAAUGGGCCUGAUGAUAUAACUUUUAAUGACUCUAGAAAUUUAGGUGAAAUGAAUAUAUACUGUCCAAUAUCUUUUUAUGAUUAUGGUGUUCUAUGGGAAGGCAAACCAGUUUUUACGGCUACAUAUGACAAUAAAUUAUACUAUUUCAAUAACGAGAACAGUCGUGAAUCAUUUCAGUAUGAUGUUACUAAGUAUUUAUCGUAUAAUAAACCAUUUAAAGGUAUUCCGCCAUUGAGAAUAUGCAUUAUAGGAAGUAUGGGAAGCGGUAAAACUGAAGUAUCUAAAUUUCUUGCCAAAGAACUUGGCUUGAUGCACAUAGAUUUUGUCGAUUUUCUUAAUAAAUACUUGAUUCCUCAACAUUUUAAAAAAAUUGGGUGGAAAUAUGAAAAUAGUUUUACUGAUCCUCUUAUCGAAGAUGAAGAAGUGACAGAAUUUCAGAUGAAUGAAGAAAAUUUAAACUUAUUUUCUGAUCUUUUUUCCAAUGAACAAGACUUACGACGGCUGGUCAGUAAUUAUUUUGAACGUGGGUCACCCUUAUUGUCUUUAUUUAUGCAAACAUUAAUUAAGAAACUUUGGUUUGAAAAUCCGUUUAAUAAUAUUGGAAUCAUAGUCGACGGGUAUCCUAAACUGCCUGCCGACGUAGAAGAUAUGGUAAAUUGUUUUUGCAUACCUGAUGUGAUAAUAGAACUAGAGGGAAGUUCAGAAACUACUUUAAAUAGAGUUGCUCCUAUCAAAUUAAAGAAUUGGAAGUUACAGCUCAGUGAAGCUAAAAAUAAAGCAAAAAUAAAUUUGGAGGCAAAAAAAAGAGAAUGGCAAAACUUUGCUACCGAAUCAAUUGUAAUUAAGCUAAUUAUCGAUGAAAUAUUGGAUACUAUAAUUCUAGACACAGAAUAUCUGCCUGUUAAGAAUUUAUCUUCACAAAUCAGUACUAUAAUGGAUGCUCAUCCCUCAGGAUCAUUUAAUGUUGAUGCAAAUUUAUUUACAACGUAUAAUGAGUUUAUUCGAGAACAUCCAGAACCUGUUGAUAAAAGUCAAUGGGAAAAAGCUGAAGAUGUUCUUGAUAAAAUAAACAAUCGAUUGGAAAGUAUUUAUGAAAUAGAUGACGAAAGUAUUCAGAACUUGAAAGAGAUUGCUGAAGAACAAAAAAUUAAAGUAAUUACUAUAGAUGGUAAAAAAGCUUUAUAUAAUGUUAUUCGAAAAACAUUGUCCAAAUUAUCUAAAUUUAGAAAUAGAUCCGAAUCAUUUUUUGAACAAUCAUUUAGUAUAAAUAUUGAUAUAGCUGAAAUGCUAUUGGUAGAAGGCUUCUUUUUACUAAGCAAGUUUCAUAGAAUGUGUCCAGUGUAUAUGAUGGAAAAUCCUAAUACAAUAUUUAACUCCUAUACCAUAAAUAAACGCAAGAAUAAAAUAUAUCCUAUAAUUCAUCGAGCCUACAUAUACUUUAUUUCAUCUGAAGAAAAUGUAAAGAAAUUUAGGUUAAAUCCUUUAAAAUAUGUUCAAGAUGAUAGCAUUAUUAAUUUUAAAAUAUAUACUUUAAGAAUUGGUGUUAUAGGACCUUCUAAAUCAGGAAAAAGUAAAUUAGCAUCGAAACUCGCCAAAAAGUAUGGAUUAAUUUGUAUAUCGAGAGGAAUGGCUAUACGACAUGUACUGGAACAUAUGUGUUGGACAGUUUUAGGGUUAAAAAUGAUGACAAAACUGCACGCAGGAGAAAUCAUUGAUACAGAACUUAUAAUGAAAGCUGUGCUUACAGUUGCAAUGGAUUAUCGUACAAAUGGUUUUGUAUUAGAUGGCUUUCCUGAAUCACCACAUGAGGUUCGAGAACUAUCUGAUAAUGGACUACUACCUCUUAUAAUAUUUGAUGUCAACUCUGAUAAAGAGAAAGUGUUGAGAAAUUCACAGAAAGAAAUUUAUUACGAUAUACUUCGCUAUAAACCACCUUAUCCUGAAACUUUUAUUGAAUAUAGAUAUAGCAAAUGGCAUGACAAAUGUUCAAGAGUGAGAGAUUACAUUAAUCAAGAUACACAAAAUCUAUAUGUCACUAAUGGUAACAAUUCCAAAUGGCAAUGCUUCGUUGAUGCUUGCAUGAAAGUAGAAGAUAUUAUCCCAAAGAUACGUAAUUAUCUAAUUCAUACUAAAUCUGAUGUUGUACCUGUAGACGUAAUGUGUAUUUCGAAAAAUACAUUCCAGCAAAGAAUGUCGUGUUACAGAAAUCUAUGUCCAGUUUGUUUCCAUAAAAGUACUUUGCGCCACAGUGGUUUCCCACUCUACAAUAAAGGACUUAUUCAAUAUGAAGAUUGCUUUUACUGGAUUUGUGCAGAUCAUUACAACCUUGUGUUACAACAUCCGCAAAUAUUCUUGAGUUCUAAAAACAUAACUAUACCAGAAAUUCCUGCUAUCGUAAAAUCGAUCAACCUUUCACUGUUGUAUGAAAAUGGAAUAUGUAUAGUUACGUAUGCUGAAAAUUUACCGUCACAAAAAAUUGUUAGAGGUGAAAAUCAAUACGCAGCUGCUUAUAAGAAACAGACAUAUUUAUUUUGCAGUACCGAAUGUCUUAAUAAAUUUUUAAUAAAGCCCCAUAUGUAUUAUAAUAUCAAAGUUUUUAAAGACACUAGUUGUUUCCCGGAAAUCAUCUUUAAGAAAUUACCUCAUCUGGGUUAUCUCGAACAAACGGUUGCAAGUAGGGUACCAGUCCCAGACGAGAGGUUUGAUUAUCUCUGCGAGUAUCAUAAGCCAGCCAGUAAAGUUCCUGCAUUUCUGAAUGUAGUAGACAUUGCGGGAUUAGUUCGCGGCGCUGCGGAAGGGCAAGGACUUGGCAAUGCAUUCUUGUCUCAUAUAAAAGCUUGUGAUGCUAUAUUUAAUCUAUGCAGGGCUUUCGACGAUGAAGAUGUCAUUCAUGUAGACGGUGAAGUGGAUCCGAUCAGAGAUUUAGAAACUAUCGGGGAAGAGUUGCGUCUGAAGGAUGAGGAACAGCUCCUGCAAAACAUUGAGAAACUAGACAGGACCGUUAAUCGUGGUGGAGAUAAGAAACUCAAACCGGAAUACGAAGCCCUUGCUAAAAUCAAAACAAUUCUCUCAGAAGAAAAAAAACACAUUCGUUUUGGAGAUUGGAGUGCCGCUGAUAUUGAGGUGCUGAACAAAUAUCUGUUUCUAACUUCUAAACCAGCUUUGUAUCUCGUCAAUUUAUCUGAAAAAGAUUACAUUAGAAAAAAGAACAAAUGGUUACCGAAGUUAAAGGAAUGGAUUGACAAGAACGAUCCUGGAGCCCCUCUUAUACCGUUUUCGGGUGUUUUAGAAAGUAAAUUAAUGGAAAUGGAGCCAGAUGAAAAGCAGAAAUUCCUAAAAGAAAACAACAUUACUAGUGCCCUAGAUAAAAUAAUCGUACAAGGCUAUAAAGCGCUACAACUGGAAUACUUCUUUACUGCUGGUGCAGAUGAAGUCAAAGCUUGGACGAUUCAGAAAGGGACAAAGGCACCCCAAGCCGCCGGAAGGAUCCACACGGAUUUCGAGAAGGGUUUCAUCAUGGCUGAAGUGAUGCAUUACAAAGAUUUUAAAGAAGAGGGCACCGAAGCCGCUUGUAAAGCUGCUGGCAAAUACCGACAACAAGGUCGUAAUUACGUGGUCGAGGAUGGUGACAUUAUAUUCUUCAAGUUCAACGCUGGAGCUGGUCUAAAGGACGCUAAGAAGAAAUGACGCGACAAGAUGCUUCUACUCCUCGUACACAUGUUGUAUCUGAACCUUGCGCUGUAUUCACUUUUACACGUCGCUUGAAUGAUGGACUUUUUUAUAUACAUUAUAAUUUAUUUAUUUUAUAUAUCAUAAACAUAAUUAUAUAAAGCUUUUCAGACACAAGGAAAUCCGCGCGGUUAUUCUGCAAUCGCUCUCUUUUUUGUCAGACUUGUCUGUAGAAAUCACGACAGCUUAGGUGAAUAUAAGUACGUAUUAGGUCAACUGCACUGCAAUCUUUGUGAUUUGCUACUAAAAAAUAUUUAAGUGCCAGCCACUCUAACCGUAGUUUUUUUACACAUAUUAUUCGUAUUGCGGUUAACGCAUUUGUUAUUGCAUUGAAUAGUUUAUCUCCAGUGGAAUUUAUCAAAGCGGUGUUAAAGCAUAUAAUUUCGUGAUUUUCGCAUUUAAUUAAUUAUUGCUUUAGUGUGUAUCAGUGUUAAUACGUUAGUUUUAAAACCGCACGGUUAAUUGGACGCGGUUUCCACUUUGUCUGAACUGGCACUUAGCUUGUUCUUGUUUGUGAAAUGAAUUUUAUUGUAAGAAAUUUGUAAAUUCUUACUGCCUUGUAAUAAUAAUAAACAGUUAUAUAACUUCAACGAA